AUGUGGGCAGAAGGAAGGGAAGGACCUCCACCAUGCAUCAACUACACCAAAUGGAGGAAAAAGAAGACCUCAGCCCAACAAAAAUCUACAAGCACACAAUGUCAGCCUCUGGUUCAGCAAGAGGGAGGAAGAGGAAAAAUGUUGCUGGUCACAGAUAUGAUCCUGGUUGGGAACAUGGCAUUGAAGUGGAUGCUGCAAGCAAAAAGCUAUGAUCCUAUAUGGACCAUCAUUGAUAGAAGAUGGGAAUCCCAACUGCAUCACCCAUUGCAUGCUGCAGCAUACUUCUUGAACCCUCAAUUUCAUUACAGUCCCAAUUUUCAGCCCGAUGCUGAGGUUAAAAUUGGGCUGUACAAAUGUCUUGAAAGAAUGGUUCCUGAUGUUAAUGAGAGGGUAAAGAUAGAUUUGCAAAUUGAUGCAUUCAAGAGUGCAAAAGGACUCUUUGGCAUACAAAAUGCAAUCAUGACUAGAAAAAAGAAAUUUUCAGCUGAUUGGUGGGACUCUUUUGGUGAUGAAUGCCCUGAGUUGAAGAGGUUUGCAAUUAGGAUAUUUAAGUUUAACACGCAGUUCAUCGGGGUGUGAGCGAAAUUGAAGUGCUUUUGAGAUGGUACAUUCAAAGUGGAGGAAUCAUUUGCACCAAAAGAGAAUGAAUGACUUGGUGUUUGUCAUGUACAAUUUGAAAUUAAGACAACGACACACGAAUAGACAAGCAAUCGUAAAUCCAUUAUGUUUGGAUGAUGUCCCAUCAGAUGAUGAAUGGAUAAUAGAGAGAGAGACUCCAACUCUUCCAAGAGAAGGAAAUUGGUUGAGUGUGCUUGAUAGGAAUGCUCGACAUAGAUGUGAUUCGGAUGAAGACAAAGUGGAGGCCCUUGCAAGGAAUUUGGAAGAAGCUUGUCGUGAUCAUAUUGGUAGAGAACAUGAUGAAGUUCAUGAAGUAAGUAAUGAUGAUGCUAUGGAUCAAAACAUGGAUGCUCGAAGGAAUUUUGAUCAUGACUUUGAAGAUGCUACUAUUGGUGAAGACAUUGAGAACUUGUAUGGCACCGGGGGUGGUGAUGAUGAUGAUGAUGAUGAUGAUGAUGAUGAUGAUGUCGCAAUGAUUAAUGCUGAUUGUGGCAAUAAUGAUGAUAAUUUCGGCGACAAUAAUGACUUAUUAUAGUCUUUUAUUUGUUCUUCCUUUAUUUAGUUUGUUUUUUUUUCAUUAAGAAACAAUGACAAUGGUGUGCAAGUGUUGGUAUUUGCUUUUAUUAUGUUUUUGACUUCUUUUUUUGAAAAAAAAAUGUUUGAAUGCGACAUUGAAUUACUAUAUUUCUUUUUUGGGGACUUAUUCUACAUAUAUUUUGAUAAUAUUAUUUAGUCAUAUAAAAAUUAUUGCAUUUUUUUAUCAUUUUAGUAGGAUCUUACGAUCCUCAAUCCGAUCCUACAAUCCGAUCCGACAGACCCCCAAAACGAUCCUGUGUAGGAUCCUAAUCUUAACAACCUUGAUUGGUUUCGGUUGUUGGAUAGAUCGUUGAUGGGUACGGUGGGGAGGAAAGAUGGUAAGGGCCUCAGUUUCGCGAAAAUCUCGAAUUGGGUUGGUCGGUGGUGGUGGCGCAUUCAAGGAUGGUGGAGGUCCGACCGAUGGGGGCGACGGCUUUUCUGUUCAUCUUUCCAACUAGACGUGAGGCGAAGGUGACGAUGAGUCGCCGAUGGACAGUGGGUGGGCGUGAUCUUCUGCUUGAGUAGUGGUCACCUCUGACUCAAUGUACUUCAAGGAAGAUAUCAAUGCCGGAGAAAAGCGUAUGAAUUCGGGUGGUGGGUCUACCUCUUCAUCUUCAUGGAGAAGAGGUGUACUGGGUUCUUGAUGAUUAGUGUGGUGGUUUCGUGAAGGCGGAUGAGUCGUCGGUGGAUCUGGGUUGUAUUGGAUUGCGAGUGAGAUGUUUGGAGCAGACACCGUCACAAGUUUCCCUUCGAGGGGGUUGGUGGCAAUUCCUGUUGCUGGAAUGGUUGGAGGCAGCUCUGAUUGUCGAGCUGUGAUCGUCGACGGCCAAGAGGAAUGGAGGAUUUGGAUCGGAUAUGGCAAGGAAAGAUUUUGGGCAAUCUAAUCACGAAAAGUUAGGGAUUUGGGGGGAAGAGGAAUAUUUGCAACACUUUAGCGUGGAUAGGAGGAUCUUGGGUAUUCGGGGCAAAUUUCAGUAUAUGGGUCCUGGUGUAAGCCAUCCACAGGGGCCCCGUAGAGGACAAUUAGGCCUGGCAAAGGCCCACGAAGCUGGAUUUGGUGUUCUGGGCCGCAAGGCUUAGGCUGGGGUAAAUAAUAUUGGGGAGCAGCAACGGGCCAGUCAUACUCAGCAAGGUGUUUCUUCAAACCGUAAUUUAGGACCACAGGAGAUUGAUUUGGCACAACCAGUGUUAACCCAAGUCAAUUCUGAUCCUAUAGGGAUGGGUCGGGUUGACACGACUCUUGGUUGCUCUAAACUGGGCGACGUGAACUCAGGUGAAACAGGUCAGGUAGAGUUGGCCGAUGUGGAUAAUCACCAUCUCCAGUCAGACACGAAACUGGGGUGGGAGUUGGUGGCCCAUCGUGAUUCAAGCGGUGAUGUUCUUGGGUCACAACUGCCACUGGUUAUUGAUGGAAGUAGCUCUCAGUCGAGGAGUCCGGAAAAUAGCGAUGGUGAGGGAUGUCCAGAUACGACAAUGCCCCGGUGGUGUCUCUUGGGUUGAUAAAGGUGGACAGAGUGUUGAUAGCAAUGGUGAAGCCUUGCCCCUGGUUUUGCGUCCAUUAGCUACAACGGAGGGGCCGCUAGAGGAGUUCAUGGGUCCAAACCCAGAGAGGCUUCCCAAUAGUGGUGGGUUGGAUAGGGCUGACAUUCCAUCGCCUGAGGCAAUUUCAAAAUGGGUGCUGGAACGCAUCGGGAAGGUUAGUCGUUGUCUGGGUGUAUCAUUUGAAGGUCAUGAAGAGGAGGCUAUGCGAUUAUUUGGGCAGCAGAGGUUUCAUGGCGGCAGGGGGCUCCAAGUUAGGGAGUUGGCACUCCGUAUGUUACUCCUGGUAAACUGAAUAAGGAACUCAAGAACUUGGAGUGCACUGUUAAUUAUGAUCAUGGGAGGCAGAUUGUGGGAUGGGCUGCUAGAAAAGAUCGUAGGGGUCCAUUGUUGUUGAAAUGAAGUUAAAAAUCCUACCUUGGAAUGUGUAGGGUUUACAUGACAAGGAUAAAAGGGUAGCAGUGCAGGCUGUGUUGCGAGGUGCAAAAACAGAUGUUGUAUGUCUGCAAGAAACAAAGAUGGAGGAACUGGGCCCGGAGUUGAUCCGGGAAGUUUGGGGAGGCACUUUGCGGAGUGGGCUUUUUGCCAGCGGCCGGUGCGGCGGGUGGGUUCUUCUUUGCUAGGAUAGGCGGGUGGUGGUGAGGGAAGAGGAGGAGGAGGAGGAGGAAAUCGGGGGGUUUUCGGUUUCUUGUUUGUUUCGUUGUGUGGAGGAUGACUUUAGGUGGGUCUUUACUAGUGUGUAUGGUCCAGUGCAGAAUUCGGAACGAGGGAGUUUCUUAGAGGAACUGGGGGAUAUUGCGUUUCGAUGGAAUGCCCCAUGGUGUGUUGAGGAUGAUUUUGAUGUUAUCAGAUGGUCUUCGGAGAAGAUAGGAAGUAGUCAGGUUUUGAGUGCUAUGAGGUCCUUCUGCUCUUUCAUAGAUAACUUACAGUUGGUUGAUCUACCUAUUCAAGGGGGCAGUUUUACUUGGUCCAAUGGGCAGAGUUUGUCUCGAAUUGACCGCUUUUUUAUGACUGGGGGGUGGGAGGAGCAUUUUUUGGAGGUUGUCCAAGCACGUCUUCCUUGGCCAGUAUUUGAUCAUUGACCUAUUGUGCUUGAUAAUGGGAGGAUUCAUCGUGGUCCCAUGCCAUUCCACUUCGAGAAUAUGUGGUUGCAAACAGAAGGUUUUCUGGACUUGGUGUGUAGAUGGUGGAGUGGUUACGUCAUUUCUGGAAGUCCUAGUGCUGUGUUGGCCUAUAAAUUGAAAAUGCUUAAGGGCAAUUUGAAGAGAUGGAAUGAGGUGUUUGGUCACUUAGAGGGCCAAAAGGCGGAGGUAAUGUCUUUACUCCAAACUUUAGAUGAGUUAGAGGUACAAAGGGGUUUAUCCAGUGAUGAUAGUGUUCGGAAGGAGGCGGCUAGACAGGACUUUGUUCGUAUUGCUCGCAUGGAGGAGGUAUCUUUCAGACAAAAAUCUAGAUGUUUGUGGUUGAAGGAUGGGGAUCGAAACACGAAAUUCGUUCACAGGGUGGCGUGUGCACAUCGGUGGGUUAAUCAGAUUAGUAGGAUGUGGGUGGAUGGUCGAGAGCUCUGUACGAAUGAGCAGAUUAAGGAAGGGGUUGUGGGUUUCUACCAACAUUUGUUUCGUCGUCAAGCGGGGGCUUGGCGCCCAGGCUGGGAAGGGGUUCAAUUUGAUAUGAUCUCGAGGGAGGAUAAGGAGAGUUUGGUGCGUUCCUUUACAGAGGAGGAGCUGUAUGGGGCUCUACAAACCAUGAGUGGUGAUAAAGCCCUAGGUCCAGAUGGUUUCUCAAUGGCUUUCUUUUAGCAUUGUUAGAGCGUGGUUAAGAGAGAUGUGAUGGCGACUCUGGAGGCUUUCUGUGUCAGGUCAAUUUCAAAAAAGUUUUAAUGCAACUUUUUUGGCUUUAAUUCCUAAGAAAUGGGGGGCCAAGGAUGUUCAUGGCUUUCGGCCUAUCAGCUUAUUGGGGAGUGUUUAUAAGUUAUUGGCUAAAGUUCUUACGAACAAACUUCAAGGAGUCUUGCUAGCUGUGGUGUCUGAGUCUCAAAACGCAUUUGUAGGAGGUCUGCAGAUUUUGAAUGCAGUGUUGGUUGCUAAUGAGUGUGUAGAUUUUCGGAUUCAACAGAAGCGCCCAGGUUUGAUUUGCAAACUGGAUAUUGAGGAGGCAUAUGAUAAUGUCAAUUGGGAUUUCCUCUUGCAAGUGUUGAAUCGUAUGGGAUUUGGGAAGACUUGGUGCCAAUGGAUUAAGUUUUGUAUUUCGACUGUAUGGAUGUCUAUUCUGAUUAAAGGAACUCUAGUGGGGGUUUUUUCGUCGUAUCAUGGUCUUCGGCAAGGGGAUCCUUUGUCACCUUUCCUAUUUCUUUUAGUGAUGGAGGCGUUGAACAAAUUGUUGGAAGGUGCCGUGCGCAAUGGUCUGUUGGAGGGCUUUGAGGUGGGUUCGUUGUCUGGGGUUUUUGUGGAUGAUGCUCUGAUUUUCUGUGGGGAUGAAAUGGAGCAGAUGGGUCAUUUGAGGUAUGCUUUGUUAUGUUUUGAGGCAAUGUCGGGGCUCUGGGUUAAUCUGCGGAAGUCGGAACUCAUUCCAGCCAGGGUGGUGGAUAGGUUACCAGUUCUAGCUGCAGUUUUGGGUUGCAGGGUGUCCGUUUUGCCGGUCUCUUAUUUAGGUUUGCCGUUAGGAGCUUCAUUCAAGGCGAAAGGGGUAUGGAAUGGAGUAGUGGAGCAGGUUUAGAAACGUUUGGCGGGUUGGAAGAGACAGUUUUUGUCGAAAGGAGGGCGGCCGACUCUGAUUAAAUGUGUGUUAAGCAACAUUCCGACCUACUUCAUGUCAUACCAGUGUCAAUGGCACAACGGUUAGAAAAACUUCAAAUGGAUUUUCUUUGGGGUAGUGGGGGUGAUGCUUUUAGGUAUCAUUUGGUUGAUUAGGAGGUGGAUUUGUCAAUCUAAGCCUGCAGGGGGUUUGGGGGUGAGGUGGUUGGUGACUUUUAAUAAAGCCUUGUUAGGCAAGUGGUUGUGGUGGUUUGCUUCGAAGGAAGAUAGGUUUUGGCGAAAGAUGGUGGCUUGUAAGUAUGGGGUGGAAAGGGGGGGUUGGCUCUCUGCGGACGUGAUAAUCUCGCAUGGUUGUGGGUUGGAAGGAAUUUUGGAGGUGGAUAAGAUUUAGGGUGGGAGAUGGGUUGAGGGUGAGGUUUUGGAUGGAUAUCUGGUGUAAUGGGGAGUCACUGGGAGCCCGUUUUCUGUUGAUUUUUAAUAUUAUGGUUGAUCGGGAGGCGACACUGGCAUCUUAUUUAGGGGGUAGGAAUGGGGUGAUUUGGGAUAUUCAGCUUCGGCGUGAGGUGGAGUUGUGGGGUUUCUUAUAUGGGUUGGGAAUUAAUGGGGUGGGACACGAUGUUAUGGUGUGGAAUGGGGUGCAGGCAAAGGGGAGGUUUACAAUUGCAUCCUUCUAUUGGGCUUUGAUGGGGAUGGCAGCAAUGCUUUUCCUUGAAAAAGUGUUUGGGUGCCAGGUGUUCCAUCUAAAGUGACGUUUUUCAUGUGGACGGCAGCUUUAGGGAGGAAUCUCACUCUAGACAACUUAGUGCAGAAUGGUCAUGUUUUAGUGAACCAGUAUUGCAUGUGUUGUGUUGCUGCUGAAUCGGUGGACCACUUGUUUCUUCAUUGUUUGGUGGCGUCUCGGUUGUGGGCUUUCAUUUGUUCUCUCUUUGGGGUUGCUUGGGUCCAACCGAAAGGGGUGUUCGAUAUGCUGUGGGUGUGGCGGGGUGUACAGAUUGGGUGUCAGCGUCGGAGGGUGUGGUUGUUGGCGCCGUUUUGUUUGAUGUGGCUUGUUUGGUUGGAGCGGAAUCGGCGUACAUUCUUAGAUGUUUUUCAUCAGGUUGUUUGGUUACAAAAUCAUUUACUUCUUGUCUUGUCCUGUAUAGCUGGUUGGAGAGGAAGGCUGAUCUAGAUUUGUUUUAUUUUUUAGAUUUUCUAGAUGAUGUGGUUGGCUAGUUUGUUUUUUUGGUUUCCCCAUUGUGGGACAAUCGUUUUGUAUUCAUUGCAUCAUCUUCAUGCUUUUCUUAUAAAAUUUGUUUAUUUAUCAAAAAAUAAUAAUUUGACAAAUGAAGUGAACAAGAAAUAUAGCGAACGAAGAAGAACCAUAGAAUGGAUCAAAUCCUUAUUUCCCUCAGCUUUUCGUGCCAAGAACAACAUAUAUCCAGACACAACCCAACUAAAGUUUUGCCAGUUUAUAAUGCCAUGCCCGCAUAAAUGAAUUCGUAAAUUCACUAGUAGGAUAGGAAGUCUCCAUACAGGACGGCAAAAAAUUGUUUCUUGCCUCAUAAAAACCAACCCAUAAGGUAAAAUCUGCUCUGCUCACCAUGGCCACCACUAAAAUUACAAUAAAAAAAUUGGAAAAUAUAUAUCACAAUGAAAAUGGGUUUGUACUAAAGAUAAAUUCUAGUGUAUUUCAUAACAUCUCUCUGUCUUUCGCUCUCUUUUAACAUCUUUCCACUCUAGGUUAAAGAAGACAAAAAUCUGAAAUUGUUGCGUUUAAACAAAUUACCCAUCAAUGUCUGAAACCCUAGAUAUGUAAAUUUGAAAUACAAACAUGUAUGCAAACACAUCGAUGAAUAGAGAGAAUGAG
Camellia sinensis is the source of this 7332-nucleotide messenger RNA. RefSeq lists its product as uncharacterized. Lineage: Eukaryota; Viridiplantae; Streptophyta; Magnoliopsida; Ericales; Theaceae. The record is from RefSeq and is a predicted model, not a curated record.